Molecule: messenger RNA, 936 nt
Organism: Armigeres subalbatus
Lineage: Eukaryota; Metazoa; Arthropoda; Insecta; Diptera; Culicidae
Exons: 2
Coding region: 1-936 (311 amino acids)
Source: RefSeq, a predicted model, not a curated record
AUGGCGACAAAUUCAGUUCCGGCACACGGAGAGGAAAUCCAGCAAGCGAUUCUGCAAAUGGCUGACUUGCUCCAACGGUUGGCCACACCGACGCCGAUCAACCAGGAGAAAGUUCUAGAGUCCCUUUCCACAAACAUGAUUGAAUUUGUGUUCGAUCCCGACAAUGGCAUCACGUUUGAAAAGUGGUUUGCACGUUAUUCGGACCUUUUCGACAACGACGCCCGGAAUCUCGAUGACGCGGCCAAGGUACGUCUUCUCUUGCGGAAGCUAGAUCAUGCUUCACACAGCCGCUAUGUGAACUACAUCCUGCCCAGGCUUCCGAAGGACAUCCAGUUCAUUGACACGGUUUCCACGCUGAAGAAAAUUUUCGGCACGUCAACAUCUGUUUUCAACAAACGCUUUCAAUGCUUGCAGCUGGUAAAAAGCGAAGCCGAAGACAUUAUCAGUUACGGAGGAAAGGUAAACCGUGCAUGCGAGGAGUUUGAAUUCGCAAAAGUAAGUAUCGAUCACUUCAAGUGCUUGGUUUUCGUAUGUGGUCUUAAGGCAUCACGCUACGCGGACGUUCGGGCACGUCUUCUUUCCCGCAUGGAGGGCGAGACCGCUAACGCACCGGUGACUCUCCAAACGCUCAUCGACGAGUUCCAGCGACUAGUCAACCUCAAGGCGGACACGACGCUCAUCGAAAAACCAUCGGUUUUGAAGCACGUGGUCCACUCGAUCUCGGAGAAAAAGGAGCAUCAGUCGCAACGUCCAUCGAAAGCAAAAGGUAAGCAACUACCAUCUACACCAUGCUGGCAGUGUGGUCAAGUUCACUACGUCCGUGACUGCCCAUUUUCCGACCAUCGCUGCAAAACAUGCAAUCGCGUCGGCCACAAGGAAGGUUACUGCGGCUGCAUCAAGAAAUCGCCCGGCGUUCCCGAGGGGUCUCCGUGGUGA